Fusarium venenatum is the source of this 1314-nucleotide messenger RNA. The record is from RefSeq and is a predicted model, not a curated record. Lineage: Eukaryota; Fungi; Ascomycota; Sordariomycetes; Hypocreales; Nectriaceae.
AUGUCCCAACCAAUGGAAAUGGAUCUCCCUUACCGGGAAGCUCCAGUCGAAUCCCCUUCGGUCGAGGACCUUCUAAAAGAUGUAUCCUCUGUACUAUUAAGCAAGGAUAUCUUUGCCAUCGGAGGCCAUGUUUCAGACUUUGGCAAGCUCGCUAUCCAGUGGGCCGACAAAACGAAUGGACAAUCUCACACUUUGAGAUUUCCCUUGGUCACCGGUGAUGCCUCCCAGAACACGUUCACUCAAUUGCUGGAUGCCCCCGCCACGAUGGAUGCUGACGACUUUUUUACCAACUUCAACCCUUAUGUACAUGGCAUCCUCGAAACGAUCAAUCAGACUUUGGCUUGGAGUAAAUAUUCGGCGGAAGUUGAUAUGGCAGUCAAGGCUGAGCUGUUCAAGCUGGAGGUACACUCUACUUCCUCAGAUAGGCCUGAGACCCAUGUUGACUCUCGAUCGGAUCGUCAAAUGGGCACACUCAUGAUUUGUCUCCCUAUCCCACACAAAGGAGGACAGCUUGCGAUUCGACAUGGGGAUCGACAAGUCAAUUUCGACUGGGCAUCACAACAUCCAGACACUGUCCAAUGGGCUGCUUUCAUGUCCCAUUGCGAACAUGAAGUUCUCCCGAUUACUGAGGGUCACAGGCUGAUGUUGACUUAUAACCUCAUCUGGACAGACUACGUCCCAGCUUUGAUGGCAACCGAACUUGAAGUUCUUGAUCAGGAAUCACUUGACUUCUACGCUGAUCUUGUGAAGCUUCUUAACAAGAUGAAAUCUACUGGAAAACAAUAUAUCAUCGGUUUCACAUGCACUCAUCGAUACCCUCACACAUCCAGGUCAUCCUACCAACAAACUCAAUUCAUGCUUAAAGGCAUGGACAUGGUGGUCUACCAAGCCCUCAGGCGGAACGUGGGCAAAGUCCGUGUUCGCGCGGUACUCGAUGAUUCGCAGUACAUCAAAGACCAGCGCGUGAUGGAGGACCAACGCGUGAAGGAGGACGGCGACUUUGACCCCAUGUACGACAGCGACCUUGAACGCAUGGAGGACGGCGAGCUUAAAGGCCUCCUGAAGGACAGUGAGCUUGAACUCGACGAGCUUCAACGCAUGGAGGAACUCCCCGAGAUUCCGAGUUCAUAUAGUCCCCCUGAGGAUUCCGACGAGGAGGCCUGUAUGGGUGAGAAGGUCGAGUGGCUUAACGACGCUCCCAACGAGGAUACCCCAAGAGAGUUUUCCGUUGCUAUUACCUCGGUAGACGGGAGGGACCCUCUCAGCGUACAGUAUGACUCUGCUCUUGUCAUCCUUGCCUGGGUGGGCUUCUAG